ACAUUAUACAUGUGUUUUUGUUUACUGUCAUUCACUCACAUCCAUUUUUUAAUAAAACUCCACGUGAAAAAGGGCAAAAAAGUUUUUGUAUUUAAAUAUGAAGAAAGUAAAAAAUACUGAAUCAAAAGUAAUUAAUACUUCAUUGGAAAGCGUCAAAGAAGGUAAAGUUAAAAAGAAUAAACCAAAAAAAGAAAAGAAACUUAAAGAUGCAGUAGCAAAAACAGAAGAUCUAAAUUUGGCUCCAAAAAUCGAGAGCACCAACCUAAAGCCCAACAAUAGUGCUGCUGAUAAAACCAAAAAUAAGAACAAGAAAAAUAAAAAUAAACCAGCUAAAACGGAAGAAAAUGAAAAACCAGCCGCACAAGCAACACAAAAAGAAGCAAAUGAUGAAAAACCAAAAAAGCAAAAGCCUACCAAGAAAAACCUCACUAAAGAGAAGAAAUCAGAAGCAGAAACUCCCGUUCCCACUAAAGCACUAAACGAUGAAGAACUUAAGAAAGUUGAGAAGAAAAAAGCCAAGAAAUUGGCACAAAAAUUAAAGAGGCAACAAAAUAAAGCUGAAAAUAGAGCGAUAAAUGUAAAGGUAGUUACAACAAAUGGAGAAAAGAAUGUCCCCACCAGCAAUAAGGACUUGUCAAAGAAGGAAAAAAAGAUUGAGCAGAGGCAAUUGUUAAAAAAACAAAAAGCUGAGAAAAAAGCGAAAAAUGUUAAAGCUGCUGAGAGCGCGCCCAUAAAAAUUGAGCAAAAGAAAGUGGACCCCACCAGCAGUAUGGUAUUGUUAAAGAAGGAAAGAAAAGCUGAGAGGAGACAAUUGUUAAAGGAACAAAAAAAUGCCGAAAAACAAACAAGAGACCCCGCAAUGGAAGCCGCUACAGUAUUUGUGGGAAAUUUACCACCGAAUACAAAACGUGUGCAAAUAAUACGUUUAUUUAAGGACUUUGCCCCUAUCAACUCCAUACGUCUACGUUCCGCUGGUGGGCAAGUCUUGUUUAAACACAAACAACGCAGGACUGCAGGUGCUUUGAAUGCUUACGUAGUGUUGAAAAGCAAAGAAACAGCUGAAAAGGCUACCACACUAAAUGGCGUGGAGUUCAAAGGCCAUCAUUUAAGAAUUACAUUAGCUGCUAAAAAUCCUCAAAGUCACGAAAAGGAGCAAGCCAAGAAGACUGUAUUUGUAGGAAAUCUUAAAUACACUGCUACUGAGGAGUCGCUACGUGAAAUAUUCAGUAGUUGUGGCGAAAUUGAUUAUGUACGCUGUAUACGGGACGGUGAUAAAGGUUGUAAAGGUGUAGCCUAUGUGUGCUUUAAAACUGCGGAUGCUGUUGGUUUAGCUUUAGAACUUAAUCAGACUAUUGUGGAUGAACGUCCCAUAAAUGUAGAACGUUUUAGUGUUAGGAAAUUGGGCGCUAAAGAAGCUCGCGAUGCUCAAGCAGAAAGAGAAGAAAAAUCCCAAAAGGGAGCCAAAAAAAGAAUUGACAACAAAAAAGGUGGUAAAAAAGAUAAAGCAGGUCCUAAAAAGACCUCCAAUAGUAAAGGUGUUGACGGCGAAGAAGCCAAAAAGCCCAAGAAGAGUGAAUUUAGAGGUGUUAAGGUAGAGGGCUUAAAGAAGAAACCCAAAACAAAGAAGAAAAAGUCCAAUGACCAAAUGCAGCUGUUGGCGAAGAAAAUUGCUCCUAAAGUUAAAACGGAAUAAAAUGAGUUAUGCAAAGCCAUCUUAUUUUACAAAAAAGUAAUUUGUAAAACUUCCCAAAUAAUUUAGUUAAAUAAUGGUAAGUAUAUAUAACCAUUAUCAUUGUAUAUUUAGACAAAUUUAUAACGUUGACUUAACUUUUAAAAACUCUGAAUAAAAACUAUUUUUAUAAAUCCUUCAUUUGUUACAAAAUGAACAAACA
This is a messenger RNA of Lucilia sericata (common green bottle fly), 1892 nucleotides long. RefSeq names its product RNA-binding protein 34. Gene Ontology annotation, molecular function: RNA binding. The transcript is spliced from 3 exons. The record is from RefSeq and is a predicted model, not a curated record. The coding region runs from base 98 to 1693 and encodes 531 amino acids. Lineage: Eukaryota; Metazoa; Arthropoda; Insecta; Diptera; Calliphoridae.